Messenger RNA from Folsomia candida, 1025 nucleotides. RefSeq names its product zinc finger protein 135-like. The transcript is spliced from 3 exons. Bases 51 to 950 code for a protein of 299 amino acids. NCBI's taxonomy places the organism in Eukaryota, Metazoa, Arthropoda, Collembola, Entomobryomorpha, Isotomidae. The record is from RefSeq and is a predicted model, not a curated record.
CACUCAAUUCUUUGGGAGUAGGAUCUCAACAAAUACGAAUCCACACCGAUAUGAAUCCAAGUAAGGAAUGGGAAUGUUCAAAGUGCCCAAAAAAGUUUAAAACGAAUAAAAAUUUGACCAUGCACCUGGAUUUGCACGAUUACGGAGCGAAGGUCAAAUGCGAGGUUUGGGGUAAAGUUUCCCAAAACGGACCUGCCUUGAAUGCUCACUUGGCCAGAUUUCACGCCAACCGUGAGCGACCGAGUUGUGACACGUGUCACCGCGUAUUUUCCUCUUUUUCCUAUUUACGGCGACAUAUGGACACCACCCACAGCACGAAGGAACGACCCCGCUUACCGUGCACGUUUCCUGGCUGUGAGAAAACCUACCUGAACAAGGGCGAUGUUGCGAAACACGUAAAACUGGAACAUGCCCAGAAUCUGGUCCGAUUUCCGUGCACACUGUGCGGAAAGGACUUCAAAACGAGAGGUGAACUAAAGCAACACAUUCCCACCCACACGACGGAGAAACCGUACGUUUGUGCCACUUGUGGGAGAGGCUUCGCCCAUAAUGGAGUCAUGAAACGUCACGAGAUGACGCAUUUGGAGAAAUCUACCCGGCACGUGUCAAAGUGUCACGUGUGUCCUCAGACGUUCUUAAGUAGGAUUACCCUACAACAACACAUCCGAGUUGUGCAUGAAAACCAGAGGAAUUAUCCGUGCCUAUUUUGUGACCAGAGAUUCUCCAAAUCAUCAAACUUGAAGGGUCACGUGGAGGCGAAACAUGCCGCGAAGGAAGAGCGGAUCCAUUCCUGCGACAAGUGCGAGUACAAGACCCACUCGAAACCCUAUUUGGCUGCUCACAGAAUACGUCACAAUGCAACCAAGCAUGGGUGCUAUUUCUGUGGGAAGAGGUGCAUCACUUUGAUGGAAUUGGUCAGCCAUUUUCGAGUUCAUACUUUGGAACAGUAGAAAUUUUAUAGAUUUUUGUUUUUUAUGAUUUUGUGCGUUAAACUUGAAAUUGCAAUACAAUAAUAUCAUUAUGUA